AUGUUGUUAUACUACUUAGAGAGAUAUGACGGCAUCUGCUUAAUUUUUGACGGCCCAGUACGUAACUCGCUCUGUCUAUCAUACGCCAUCAAUUUCCCUCUCUCUGUUUCACCUUCUUACUCCUUUCUUUUAUUUCCUUCUCUUUCUAUCUUUCGACUUCUUUCUCUCUUUCUCUAUCCCCUCUUCCAUUCGGCUUAUCCCUCUCAUUCGCUUUAUUACUUUUUCACUCUCUCUUUAGUCAUGUCACUUUCUCCCUGGUUUCUCUCUCAUACUUUCUCUUUCUAUAGUCAUAUUUUAUUUUCUCUCUCUUACUCUCACCAUUAUUCCUAUCCCCCUCCUUCGCUUUCUUCUUCUUCACCCUCUCUCUUUCUCACAUCGCUUUUUUCUCUCAUAGUCUUCCUAUUUCACACUCUUCAACCCACCAUCACUCUUUCGCUAUCUCUCUCUCUCUCUCUCUUACUCUCAACCUCACCUUCUCUCUUUCUAUCUCUGUUGCUGCUCUCUCACUUUUGCUAUCUCUCUCUAGCCGUUAUCUUCUCCCACUCUCACCAUAUAUCUAUCUAUCUAUCUAUCUAUCUAUCUAUCUAUAUAUAUAUAUAUAUAUAUAUAUAUAUAUAUAUAUCAUUCAACACUGUGUCUUUCUAG
Molecule: messenger RNA, 645 nt
Organism: Acanthosepion pharaonis
Lineage: Eukaryota; Metazoa; Mollusca; Cephalopoda; Sepiida; Sepiidae
Source: the annotation of a GenBank genome assembly